Molecule: messenger RNA, 1244 nt
Organism: Pterocles gutturalis (yellow-throated sandgrouse)
Lineage: Eukaryota; Metazoa; Chordata; Aves; Pterocliformes; Pteroclidae
Gene: MTBP
Product: MDM2 binding protein
Exons: 9
Biological process (GO): protein localization to kinetochore; traversing start control point of mitotic cell cycle; regulation of protein ubiquitination
Cellular component (GO): kinetochore
Source: RefSeq, a predicted model, not a curated record
AGAGAAAGGAAUUGGCCGAGAGGCCUCCAGUUAUUUCUACUAAUGAGUUCAAAGCCUUGUUAGAACUUACAAGAGAGUGUUUUUUGGAUCUGUGCGACACUAGUCUUCCUAAACCUGUUCUGCAGAAGGUUGCCAAAUUAAGGGUUAUCCACCAUAUAUUUCUUGCAGAAUCUGAUUUGAGGGAGCCAGAUCCAUUGGAGUGGCCAGAAAGACAUGUUCUUCAGAAUUUGGAAAACUUUGAAAAAAACAAACAAAAAAGGAGAGUUUCUAUGUUUGCACAUUCAUCUGAGCAAUUGCUGGGGCAUAAAGAUAGCCAACGGGAGUCAUUGACAUUGCUCGAUGCUAAGGAAUUACUGAAAUAUUUCACACCAGAAGGGCUACCAGUUGGUGAUCUUCAGCCACUACAAAUUCCCAAACGUGAAAACGCAUUCCUUUUAACACCAGAGCUUACUCCUCGGAAACUCAGACGUCUGCCUUUUGAAAAAGCAGCUGGAUGCCAUUAUCAUGGACUUGAAUAUUGUCUAGAUAACAGAAGAGCCUUAGAGAGAGAUGUGGGAUAUGCUGAACUUCAAACUCGUCUUAUUCGCUACGAAACUCAGACUACUUGUACCAAAGAGUGCUGCCCUGUGCCAGUUGUUUUGAGCCCUCUCCCGUCUCCUGCAGUCUUGUCGGAGCCUGGAAGUGUGCCUGACGGAGAGUCUUUACAAAGCGAAUUCAAAACAGAGGCGUCAGGGCUAAAACGCAGAUCAAAAGACUUGGAUUGCUUUUAUCCCAAGAAAAGGCUGACCAAAUCUGAGAGCACAGAUUCUCUCCUCUCUCAGGCAAGCGGAGGUAGUGGCAGUCACUAUACAGUUGCUGUAACAAGGAAGCGAUCUGAAAGAUCAGUUUCUUUAGCUUCAAUGCCAUUGAAACAGGUCGGUCAGCCCCACAAAGUAAGCACUAAGGUUGGCUCAGCAAGUUGCAUAAGUGCAAGUGAAUCUGAUACUUCAAAGCCAGCUAAGGAAUCAAGAUCCCAGAAGCAUACAAGGAUGCUAAAGGAGGUGGUCGCUAAGACUCUUCAAAACCAUGGAAUUUCAGAGGAUCACAAGUGCUUUGCAUCAUGCAGCCAGCGUCUGUUUGAGAUAUCAAAGUUCUACUUAAAGGAUCUUAAAACUUCUAGAGGACUUCUCGAUGAAAUGAAGAAAACAGCAAAUAACAAUGCUAAGCAGGUGAUCGAAUGGGUUUUGGAGAAGACUGGCAAGUAG